Molecule: messenger RNA, 2136 nt
Organism: Paramormyrops kingsleyae
Lineage: Eukaryota; Metazoa; Chordata; Actinopteri; Osteoglossiformes; Mormyridae
Source: RefSeq, a predicted model, not a curated record
ACAAGCAAGCAGGCGGGACAUCCGUAUGUUGGGAAGGGCUGGGUUGUAGUGUUGUGGAUCCGUGGGAGCUGUUGCAUUUUGCAAUUAUCGGUCAUUGUUAUUGUAUUGUUUUAAUUUUGUGGCUACGUUCGCUAGCUGGUGAUCUUGAAGGACAUGCCUGGCAUUGACAAAUUACCAAUAGAGGAGACAUUGGAAGACAGUCCUCAGACUCGCUCAUUGCUGGGUGUCUUUGAGGAGGAUGCGGCGGCCAUAUCCAGCUACACACACCAGCUCUUCCAGGCCAUGCAGAGGAUCUAUGAUGCACAGAAUGAGCUCAGCGCAGCCACCCACCUAACAUCCAAACUGCUGAGGGACUAUGAGAAACAGCGCUUUCCCCUGGGGGGCGAUGAUGAGGUCAUGAGCUCGACGCUGCAACAGUUUGCGAAAGUCAUCGAUGAGCUCAGCUCCUGCCACGCGGUCUUGUCAACGCAACUGGCCGAUGCCAUGAUGUUCCCCGUCACCCAGUUUAAGGAGAGGGACUUAAAGGAGAUUCUCACCCUUAAGGAAGUCUUCCAGAUCGCAAGUGAUGAUCAUGAUGUGGCCAUUAACAAAUACAACAGGCUUUCUAAAAGAAAGGACAAUGAGAAGGUGCGCAAUGAGGUCACAGAGGAUGUGUACACAUCCCGGAAGAAGCAGCACCAGACCAUGAUGCACUAUUUCACAGCCCUGAACACCCUGCAGUACAAGAAGAAGAUUGCUCUGCUGGAGCCUCUGCUGGGAUACAUGCAGGCGCAGAUUAGCUUCUUCAAGCUGGGCUCAGAGAACCUGACCCAGCAGUGGGAGGACUUCCUGACCGACAUCAGCACCAGCGUGCAGAAUGUCCGCAGAGAGAUGGACAGUGAAGUCACCAUCAUGCAGCAGACCAUCCAGGACCUGGAGCAGGUCAGCGACAUCCUCUACCUACCUGACCCCGACCCCAGCAAGAUCCCCAUCAACCGGAACCUGACACGCAAAGCUGGCUACCUCAACACCCGCAACAAGACGGGCCUGGUGUCAUCUUCCUGGGACCGGCAGUACUUCUUCACCCAAGGGGGGAACCUGAUGAGUCAGGCUCGGGGAGACGUCGCCGGGGGCCUCGUCAUGGACAUCGACAACUGCUCCGUGAUGGCGGUGGACUGCGAGGACCGGCGCUUCUGCUUCCAGAUCACGUCUUUCGACGGCAAGAAAAGGACAAACCCAUUCGGGGAGUGUGGCGAUAAGCAGUCAGAGGACGGUGCGGACUCCAUCCUGCAUCAGCUGUACAUUGUGCAUUUCCUUGGCUCCAUGGAAGUAAGGGCCAUGGAUAAUUCGGACGUCAUCUAUGAGACAAUGAGGCAGAUCCUGGCCGCGAGAGCCAUUCACAACAUCUUCCGCAUGACUGAGUCCCACAUGCUGGUCACCUGCGACUGUCUCAAGCUCAUUGACCCUCAGACCCAGGUCACGCGACUGAGGUUCCCCCUGUCUAGCGUGGUGCUCUGCGCCUCGCACCAGGAGAACAAGCGCCUCUUCGGCUUCGUCCUGCAGACCGGAGCAGGGCAGACUGACGACCAGCCCGCCACUGUCUGCUACAUCUUCGAGUCCAACAAUGACGGGGAAAAGAUCUGUGACAGUAUAGGACUGGCAAAACAAAUUGCCUACCACUCCGAGAUGGGUCGCAAGGCCUCCGAGAAGCGGAGGGAGCUGGAUAAGGCCAAGGAGAAGCAGCAGGAGGAGCUGAACAAGCAGAAGCAGAUCGAAAAGGAUCUUGAGGAGCAGAGCCGCUUGAUAGCGGCCUCCAGUCGGCCCGGGGCCACCGGCAAUCCCGACAUGCAGUUCCUGGUCCUCAGCAAUAGCCAGUCGGAGGAUGGCGAGGUGGGCGAAGACGGGCAGAAGAAGGCAGAGUCUGAAGCCUGACUGCAGCGAGAGCAGCCGUGAUUGGUGGAGCCACCGGGUGUGUCCAGCGAGUCUCCACGGCGCCGCCAUUUCUGAGGGGGCAGAGAUGGGACAAGUUGCCCAGAACCCCACCCUGAGGAAUGAAUGACUUGUGGGCUCCAUGUCAGUGGGCUUUGGUUUUCUCUAUGAACCCAAUAUUUUUAUUCCAGUUUCUUUAACCAGAAGAUUUAUAAAAAGGAAAAAAAA